UUCCGGUUUGUGUGUUUCUCAGUGAUGUGUCUCUGUGAACCGAGUCGGUAAAAACAAACUGUGACGUGGCUAAUCCUGGUGGACAAAAAGAGGGAGAAAACUUCAAACUUUAACUGUUUACAGGAAAAAUUAAAGUUUAUUAAGGUGUAGAAACAGUGAAGCUUCCUGAAGAAAUCGAGGAUAAACAUCCGCUUUAGUUGUUUUUUAGAGAAUUAAGUGUUUCCAGGCUGGAGGGACGUUAACUGCUAAGGUUAGCAUCAGGACUUUGACAGGAGAAAGGUGAGUUUGGAGGAGAUAAUACUCAUAUUUACUCUUAUUUUUAGUCCUUUUUCUAACUAUUAAUGAAAGACCUACCAUACCUCAUUAGCUGUUUUAUCUAACAAGUCAGUUAGUGUGACCGCUUAGAGGUGGAAAGCAUGAAUAAUGACAGUUUUAUAGGAUUAAUUACAAUAUAAUUCACUAAUCUGACUAUAAUGUCUCUUUAGUGUAUGUCAUGUUUGUAAUUCCUGUCUCCUCUGUGUAUUAACAUAAUACUGUAUCUUUAAGUGUACACUGUGCUCUGUUUGCUCAUGUCAUGUGUCCUCUCAUGUCGACUGUAUGUUCUAUACAUGUUUCUUUGUGUUCAGACUGUAGAAAACUCUGAAAACUGGACUUUAAACUUUAUGUACGAGCAGAAACAUGAAGCAGAUAGAUAACCAACAGCUGCUGAGUUAACAGCUGUUCCCUGGAUGAAUUUCCCACUUUCAGACUUUAAAAUGUGCCCUUGGGUUAAUAUUUAGAGAAGCAUGACCAAUAUAGGUGUACAGAUUGGAAUCUACAGUCAGGUCCAUAAAUAUUGGGACUCAUCUUUCUGUCUGUAAACAACAACAUGAUGGAUUUGAACUGAAACAAACAUGAUGUGCUUUGAUUGCAGAUAUUCAGCUUUCAUUUAAGGGUAUUUACAUCCAAAUCAGGUGAACGGUACAGGAAUUACAACAGUUUCUAUAUGUACCUCCUACGUUUUAAGGGACCAAAAGUAAUGAAUUCUGGAACACAUAGAGAUCACCAGACGCUGAGUUUCACUCCAAGUGAUGCUCUGCCAGGCCUCUACUGCAACUGUCUUCAGUUCCUGCUUGUUCUUGGUGAAUUUUCUCUUCGGUUUUAUCUUCAGCAAGUGAAACGCACACUCAAAUGGAUUCAGGUCAGGUGAUUGACUCGGCCAUUACAUAAACUUCCACUUCUUUGCCUUUUCAGUAUGCUUGGGGUCAUUGUCCAUCUGCACUAUGAAGCGUAGUCCAAUCAGUUUUGAAGCAUUUGGCUGAAUAUGAGCAGAUAGUUUUGCUCAAAACACUUAAGAGUUCAUCCUGGUGUUUUAGUCAGCGAUCACAUUAUCAAUAAAUACAAGAGAACCAGUUCCAAUGGCAGCCAUAUAUGACCAUCCAUGACACGACCACCAGCAUGAACAGUUACUGUCCUCCUCCAUCCUCUUCUCUUCCCAUCACUCUGGUACAAGUUGAUCUCUGUCUCGUCUGUCCAUAAGAUGUUGUUCCAGAACUGUAAAGACUUUUUUAGAUGUUGUUUAUCAAACUCUAAUCUGGUCUUCCUGAUUUUGAGGCUCACCAACGGUUCACAUCUUGUGGUGAUUCCUCUGUAUUCACUCUGGUGAGGUCUUCUUUUGGAUGUUGAUUUUGACACACAGACUUACCUCCUGGAGAGUGUUCCUGAUCCGUCCAGCUGUUGUUAAGAGUGGGAGGCACAUAUAAAACUGUUGUAAUUCCUGUACCGAUCACCUAAUUUGUAUGUAAAUACCCUUAAAUUAACCUUUCUGCAUCAAUUUUGCUGCAGCCUGACAAUAUUCAUGGUUUGUUUAUCGUUGCUGUUUGUUCCCGGGACUCUGAUCUGUCUCACAGAUUUACCUUUUGUUUCCGUUCCCUCUGAAGGCAUGCUCUAGGACGUGAAGAUGUCGGACAGUGAAGCUACAGCAGCAGCAGCAGCAGCAGAGAGUCCAGAGGCGACGCCAGGGAGUGAAGAUGUCUCUCCUGCAGAAACGCCCGACAGCUCCUCGCCGACGCCACCUGACACCUUGACCGAUGUCGCCCCUACGAGGAGAGCCAGGAGGAGACCGGAGCCCAAACCGGCAGAGGAGGUUAAAGAGGCGCCGAAAGUAGAGGAGCAGCCCGCAAAGGUAGUGAUGAUGAGAGGAAGAGGAACUCUGGUACCAACCUGGGAUCUGAGUUCUUCAUAUUUAGGUCUUAAAGGUGCAGUCUGUAGAGGGCAUGAAAGCAGCCUGUGAUUCAUGAGUGUGGAUCCUGGAGUCUCAUGUCUUUCUCUUCUAAUGUUGAUAAAAUCACAGAUUUAGUUUUGUCCUCCUCUUCCUCCUCCUCCUCCUCCUUCUGUCCUCCUUCUUUCAGACACCCAGUGAGACCACCGUGGCUCAGGGUGGUUGGGGUUACUGGGGCAGCUGGGGGAAAUCCAUUAUAUCCUCGGCAACAGCCACUGUGGCCACCGUGGGUGAGUUCACCAUCAGCAGACUCAACCUGUCUGACAUAUUCACAGCUGUGCGGUGUUACUCAGAGUUUCAGAUUUCAGUGAGCUCUUGAUAUCCUUGUUUUAUCUGUGUUUUUAUACCUGUCCAUCCAGGUCAGGGUCUCACUCAGGUGAUCGAGAAGGCGGAGACGUCCCUGGGGAUCCCGAGUCCGACUGAACUCUCAGCGCGAGUCGAAGAAGAGGAGAAACAGGAAGGUGAGGCUGCAGCGUGUGUUGUGUAGUUUUGUAGUUUUAUCAGCACAUGUUUUUGGUGAACCUUUUCUAACGAUACGUGGCGUGUUUGUCCCUGCAGGUGAAACCAGAACUGAGACGGACAGAGCCACAGGAGAGGGAUCAGCAGCGAUGGAGAGCGCCAUGGGAAUGUUGUCGUCUCUCACCAGCGUCGUCCAGAACACGGUAAGGAGACGGAAGUCGUGACAGUCGGCCUCGAAACUAAAAACACAAAUAUGUGAGAAUAAGUGUUAUCUUUGUGGAUGUGACUCUGACUGAAACUCUUCUUCAUCCUCACAGGGGAAAACGGUGAUCACAGGCGGUCUGGACGCUCUGGAGUUCAUCGGAAAGAAAACGAUGGACGUGAUCGCAGAAGGUGAUCCCGGCUUUAAGAAGACGAAGGGGCUGAUGAACAGGAACGCCACUUUGUCUCAGGUGAGCAGAGAAGAUCCAGGUGCUUCAUUAACAUGUAUGUUUUAUAACGGGUGUAAAAUAUUACUAACCUUCAUCAUCUUUAACAUUUCCAAGAGCGCCAGAUAGAAACGUUACUGAUUAAAACUCUGGAAACUGAAAUUUUAGGACCUUCUUGACAAACUUUAGAGGGUUAAACUUUUAUUUCUCCUCUCUUUUGUCUCCUUAGUUUUACAAAUAAUUCAUCAAACCAUUUUUUUAUGAGGUUUAACUCUUAAAAAGAAUCGAGAAAACUUCCAAAUUUUCCUCACUUUGCAGUAAAAAAACACCCAGUAAAUUUAAUAAAGCACUUUUUGAUAUUUGUCGCUCGAUCACCUCACAGCUCUGUAGUUUUUAAACUUUUAAAAGAUUGCAAUCAGUGUUUUUCCAAACAGGAGAUUUAUGUCUCAUUUACAAUUACAAUCCUCUGAGAAACAACCUCCAUUUUGACUCUAACAAACCAGUUUUUAUGAGAUUUAUCUCUAAACUUCUGCACCAGGCUGAUUCAACUUCAUUAAAGGGAGAAACUCCGUCUUCUUUUUCAUCCCUUCAUCACCUAAAUUGAAGAGGUUGAGCCAUCGCUGCACCUGGAUAAUCAGAGUCCAUUUCUCUUCACAAAAACAAAUCUCAGAAGUGUCCAUUAGCUUUGUAUUAUAACGUUUUUAAGAGUCUCUAACUGUUCUCUGCUGCCGACGACAUGAUGUCCGACAGCUCACCGGAGUUCCUCUCCCUCUUCUUCGUCGUCUCGCUCUGUCUGCAGGUGUUGAGGGAGGCGAAGGAGCGAGAGGAGCUGCAGACGGCGGAGACGGAGGGCUCCGACUCCGAGAAGAAGGCGGUGGCUCACUACGGGAUGCUGUUCGACGAGUUCCAGGGUCUGUCGCACCUCGAGGCUCUGGAGAUUCUGUCCCGGGAGAGCGAGUCGAAGGUAGGAGGAGAGUUUGACAUCGACUGCAGCUAAAAAGACACGAUCGCAGUUUAUAAGGAUCUGAUAGAUGUGAGUUUUCUGUAGGUCAAAUCGGUGCUGACCACUCUAUCAGGAGACGAGCUGGUUCAGCUGAGAGAAGAGCUGGAGCUCAUCAAGGACUCUUUCUCUCUCUUCCUGGAGUUUGAUGACGAGGAGGUGGACGAGAGGAAAGGUGAGAUCAAUACUGCCAGAGAAAAACGACAAAAAUCGAUCAGAAAAUAAUCCGAGUUUGUUUGUGUUUGAAGAUGAAGACGGGACAGAGUUUGAGACGGAGUUAACGGAGGCGCUGGAGGGUCUGAGUGUCAACGCCACAGCUGACAAACUCAACAAGGUACCACUCAACCGUCCACGACUCAGGGGUUUCACUUCCACUGUCAUUUGUGCUUCAACUCGAAGUUUUGAGGCAGCUUGAUGUUGAGUGUUUGUGUGAUGUCUGCCCGUCAUGAAACAGGCCUGUAAGAGCGCCUGCAGCCAGAUCACCGAGAUGUCCAAACCAGCGAAGGAAGAAGGAGAGGAGGAGAGUGAAGAGGACGCUCAGAAAGCUCUGUCUGUGGAGGUAUGAUGAUGAAGAUGGAGGCGGGCUGCAGGGGAACGUCAUGCAGGUUCAAUAAUCCCUCAUUUUGAUCUACACCAUCUAACAUCACAUGCACGUGUGUUUGUGAUCCCUGUCAGGAGGUUCACGCUGCGGCCAUCAGGACUCUGGCUGAACUCACGGCGCGCUCCAUCGAACUUUUCCACAAACUGGCUGAGAUGAUCCUCUUCUCCAACGGCAGCCCGGAGGCCGGCGCUCUGUCACAGUAAGACCGGACGGGUUAUCUUCGUCUUCCUCUACAGCGGACAAAAACUCCUCCUCAUCUCAGUCCUUCUGUUUCAGGUUAACCGUCGUCCUCUGUAAGGAGAUCUCACUGCUGUCCAAGAAGUUCACCUCCUGCUUGACCACGACGGGGGUGAGUUUGAGGAGUCGGCACAAACUGUUUAGAUCGACGCUGCUGAAGAUUGAUCUCCUGACAGACGACGGUUUUAUAAUUUUUAUAAACGUUCUGUCUUACAGUCAAAUGAAAAGGGAGACGUCCUCAACCCGCUGAUAACAGGAGUCUUUCUGGAGGUGAGAGAUACACACGCAUGCACACACACACACACACACACACACACAAAGAAAAUUGAUCAAAUAAUGUGUGUUUCAUUCGUCGACCUUAGUAUUUUUAUUUGAAAUCAAUUUUAGGUUUUUUGGUCACAUGACAUGGAAGUUAUUGAAGAAAAUGUUCAAAAUUUGCUUUUAAAUUUAACACAAAAAAUUUUUAGAGGACAAAUUAGGGAAAAAAAGAGAAUGUUUGUCUUAUUGGUCGACCUUAGUAUUUUUAUUUAAAAUCAAUUUUAGGUCUUUUGGUCACAUGACAGUGAAGCUAUUGAAGGAAAACAGCCUUUUCUGAGAACAUCAACCGAUAAUUUAUUGACGGUCCCUUAUUUAACACCGACGUUGACAGUGAGGGUGUUGAGUAGAUUUAACCGCACUGCUGUUGUUAUUCCCGGUUAUGGAGAGUGAGAAGACACCGGUAGAUCCUCAGAGAAUGUCCGUCAGAUAUCCAACCUAAAACUAACUUCACCGCCGUAUUUACAGGAAAAUAUAUCCAACCUUAAACUAACUUCACCACCAUAUUUACAGGAAAAUAUAUCCAACCUGAAACUAACUUCACCGCCGUAUUUAUAGGAAAAUAUAUCCAACCUGAAACUAACUUCACCGCCGUAUUCACAGGAAAAAAAAAAAAAACAUUUGUUGCCUCUGCUAAUUUGUUUCCCCUAAAUACAUUUUACAAUUCGCAAACAUCUAUUUUUUGCCGUAAAUGUGAGUGAAACGGUCGCACUGUCGAGUCCUGAUCCAAAUCUCGCUCCUCUGUCUUUACAGGAAAAUAUAUCCAACCUGAAACUAACUUCACCGCCGUAUUUACAGGAAAAUAUAUCCAACCUAAAACUAACUUCACCGCCGUAUUUACAGGAAAAUAUAUCCAACCUAAAACUAACUUCACUGCCGUAUUUACAGGAAAAUAUAUCCAAUCUAAAACUAACUUCACCGCCGUAUUUACAGGAAAAUAUAUCCAACCUAAAACUAACUUCACCGCGGUAUUUACAGGAAAAUAUAUCCAACCUGAAACUAACUUCACCGCCGUAUUUACAGGAAAAUAUAUCCAACCUAAAACUAACUUCACCGCGGUAUUUACAGGAAAAUAUAUCCAACCUAAAACUAACUUCACCGCGGUAUUUACAGGAAAAUAUAUCCAACCUAAAACUAACUUCACCGCCGUAUUUACAGGAAAAUAUAUCCAACCUAAAACUAACUUCACUGCCGUAUUUACAGGAAAAUAUAUCCAACCUAAAACUAACUUCACCGCUGUAUUUACAGGAAAAUAUAUCCAACCUAAAACUAACUUCACCGCUGUAUUUACAGGAAAAAAAACAUUUGUUGCCUCGGCUAAUUUGUGACCCUAAAUACAUUUUACAAUUCGCAAACAUCUAUUUUUUGCUGUAAAUGCGAAUGAAACGGUCGAACUGUUGAGUCCUGAUCUGAAUCUUGCUCCUCUGUCUUUACAGGCGUCCAACAGCGCCUCCUACAUCCAGGAUGCUUUCCAGCUGCUGAUGCCCAUCCUGGAGAUCUCCCACAUCCAGAGGAGAUCUGAGUCCUCAGAGCAGUAACCAGCUGAUUCCUCCUCCAAAACGCCAAAACGCUGAGACUCUGUGAAAGCGCAGGACCGACACAGAGUUCAUCCUUUUGUAAAAACCGCCUGAGUCAGCUCUCAGCUCUCAGGCCUGGAGAGUGAAAGUCUGCUUUUGUGAAACAGUGUUAACUUUUGUGUAAACGGAGUUGUUUCUGUAUCGUGAUGAGAAGUUUUUGGAUCUGCCAUUAAAGGGAAACACUACAUUUCUCUGACAGCAGGUCGUGUCGAUAACGCCCCAGAGGACACUUAGAAAAGAACAGACAGGAUAGUGAUUUAUAUCUUUUAAUAAAUAAGACGCUCUGUAAUCGUCGUGUAUUUUUCUCAUGCAAAGACAAAGAAUUCUGGGAAACUUGUUCUCUAUGCAUAUCUUUCUAAGUCAGUGUUUUGUGACAGUCGGCUGCUUUUGUAUCAUCACUCUGGGGUUCUGACCACUAAUGAGCAGACAGACGUAUGGGACUAAGACGUGAAUUUAGCAGCAUCUGUAGAGACAAAGACGUUUUUACAGCGAGCAGACGAGAGUCUUGAAUCAUUUCAGGUUUAUGCAGUUGAGCUCUGGACAAUCUGCUCUACCAUUUCUUCAAAGUUUUGGACCUCUUGUUCCUGUUGGUAACUACUAUCUUCUUUCCCAAACCCUUAAACUGACAAAGAGAGAAAAAGAAGAUGUAGUUUGGAUUUUUGAGACUCGAAUUUAAGAGUUUUGAAAGGUUUUCAUCACUUUCUCAGUAAAAUUUAGCAGCCAAAACAUUCUUAUUCUAAAUUUAACAACAUUUUGACGGAUUUCUGACUGGAGAAGGUCGCCGUACAGAUUUAAAUGUCAUAAAUGUGAAACUUAAAAACCAGAGUUUUCAUGCUUCUUAGGCUUGCAGAGUUUUUUAUGUACAGCAGCAGCAGACAGUGGAGUUUGUUGGGAUAUGAAGUCACAUUUUGAAGCAAUAUACUGUCCUGUUUAUCAGAUGUUUAUGAUGGAUUUUAAAUAAAUAUGCUUUUAAACAGA
Molecule: messenger RNA, 7855 nt
Organism: Xyrichtys novacula (pearly razorfish)
Lineage: Eukaryota; Metazoa; Chordata; Actinopteri; Labriformes; Labridae
Source: the annotation of a GenBank genome assembly